GCCUCGACGCCCAGAAGCUGCUUCUGCAAGGGAGAGAUGCCCAACGACGAGGCCUUCAGCAAGCCGUCCGCCUCGCCCGAGGCCCCGCACGCCCCCGGGGCGCCGCCGCAGGGCAAGAGCGGAGGCCUGAGCAAGGCGGGCGGGGCGCUGCUGGGGACCCCGGGCGGCGCUGGGGCCGCGGGGGGCAGCGGUGGCGGCGGCUCGGCCGUGGGGGCGUCGGGCCUGGGCGCGGCCACCAAGAAGUCCCCGCGGCUGCCCAAGUGCGCGCGCUGCCGCAACCACGGCUACGCGUCGCCGCUCAAGGGCCACAAGCGUUUCUGCAUGUGGCGGGACUGCCAGUGCAAGAAGUGCAACCUGAUAGCCGAGCGCCAGCGCGUCAUGGCCGCGCAGGUGGCCCUGAGAAGGCAGCAGGCCCAGGAGGAGGAGUUGGGAAUCAGUCACCCCAUCCCAUUGCCCAGUGCUGCUGAGCUGCUUGUCAAGAGAGAAAACAAUGGCAGCAACCCCUGCCUGAUGACGGAGAACCCCAGCAACUCCCAGCCAGCCAGCACCCCGACCACUGCAGCUUCAGAGGGACGUAUGGUGAUCCAGGACAUCCCGGCUGUCACCAGCAGAGGGCACAUGGAGAACACGCCUGACCUGGUCCCAGACUCCACCUACUAUAGCAGCUUCUACCAGCCGUCUCUGUUUCCCUACUACAACAAUCUCUACAACUACCCGCAGUACUCCAUGGCCUUGGCUGCUGACUCCUCCUCUGGGGAUGUGGGGAGUCCCCUUGGGGGGUCCCCCGUGAAGAACAGCCUUCGGAGCCUCCCAGCACCCUACGUGCCUGGUCAAGCAGGAAACCAGUGGCAGAUGAAGAACUCGGAGAACCGCCACACUGUGGGCUCCCAGUACAGAAUGCACUCCUACUACCCGCCUCCCUCUUACCUGGGCCAGAGCAUGUCCCAGAUCUUCACUUUUGAGGAGGGUCCCUCCUACACGGAAGCCAAGGCCACUGUCUUCUCGCCACCCAGCAGUCAGGAUUCCGGCUUGGUUUCCCUCUCCAGCAGCUCUCCGAUCAGUAACGAGAGUACAAAAGGAGUGCUCGAGUGUGAGUCUGCCUCAGAGCCUGCCAGCUUCACCGUCAGCCCAGUCAUUGAAGAGGAUGAGUGAGCCCGCCCGCCACUGGCCUCUCUGGCUGCUCACUUGGAAUAGCAGGUUUAUUCCUCUCACACAGGGUUUGUGGUUGAUAUUUUGCCUUGACUUCAGCCGACAUUAACUGUUGACAACAUUGUUUGGUUUAUAUAUGCAUUCCUUCGUGCUCAGCCCAGAAGCUAAAGCACAUUUGUGAUAGUUUAGGAUCCGUGAUUACCAACUUCAAGAAUUAAGUGCCUGGUUCACGGAGUUAAAUAGUAUCGUUCCCCACCUCCUUUUUAUGGCACUGGUUUACAUGUAGUUUUUCAAGAAAUAAAGUAACUCAUUCAAAGUGAAAAGUAAUACAUUUGCAUCAAAAUGAGCCCUAAUUAGAUACUACUUUUAGUUUGAAAAUGAAAUCUUAGGUGCCUCAAUUUUUUAAGAAAAAACUUAAUAAAACUGCCAAAAUAUAAAUUUAGCCACGUAUCUAACCAGUGAGAAGAGUGAUGUUAGUGAUUAUUUGAGAAACCUACAGACAGUCAGAGUACAUGGAGAUACUGUGUACUGACACUGCUGCUGAGAAAGCCUUCCUCCACCUCACUCCACUCCCUACCCUCAAAUACAAAACACUACUGUACUGUAGUCAGGAAGGGGAAAAAGGUUGUUAUUUUUUGUUUGUUUGUUUGUUUUUAAGAAUUGUCACUUUUUUUCUGUUAAGAGUAAUUUGAAAACAGUACAAUUUAAAGUAACCUCAGUAAAGCUGAAUUCCUGGAUGUUGUUUCUAGAAUAACAUAAGAAGAAGCAUACUCACUCUUUGUGCUACAGGGGGAAAAAUGGAUGCAAUCUAAACUCUUUUGUAACCUUAGGUUGUAAUUUGAUUUGAAAAUAAGUACAUCUUUUAAAGUUACUACGAAUCCUGAGUUCAUUAUUUUGUUAAAAAUUGCUUAUGGAGUACUUCCUUAUGUAACAGAAGCCGUCCUGAAAUGAAACUAGUGUAAAAAAAAUUCAUUGUUCUGCAUAGUUGCAGCUGUACCUGAAAUAAAAAUGUUAUUGAUGACUGAA
Messenger RNA from Erinaceus europaeus (western European hedgehog), 2175 nucleotides. It is a transcript of the gene DMRT1, whose product is annotated as doublesex and mab-3 related transcription factor 1. Gene Ontology annotation, molecular function: DNA-binding transcription factor activity, RNA polymerase II-specific; RNA polymerase II cis-regulatory region sequence-specific DNA binding. The record is from RefSeq and is a predicted model, not a curated record. Gene Ontology annotation, cellular component: nucleus. NCBI's taxonomy places the organism in Eukaryota, Metazoa, Chordata, Mammalia, Eulipotyphla, Erinaceidae. The coding region runs from base 37 to 1152 and encodes 371 amino acids. The transcript is spliced from 5 exons. Gene Ontology annotation, biological process: regulation of transcription by RNA polymerase II; sex differentiation.